AUGCUAGAAAAGGGGGCUUUAGACAAGAGGUUAGAAAAGCUGUAUAUGGACUACAUAGAGAUAGAAAAGAUCUUGAAGAGGCUGAGAGACAUAAAGAAGCAAUGCUCGUACAGAAGUACGGUUAUCAAACCGAAGAUAAAGGGGACUGGUUCUUUAUUCGUUGAUGCGGACAUGAAGCUGGAUGAGGACUUCCAGAAGGCAACAAAGAACUGCAUGAGGUUUGACCUCAACGAUCCUUUCUGGAAAGAGAUAUCUAUAAGAUUCAACAUUCCAAGGAAUGAAUGCUUCAACAGAUGGAUUAACAAAGUAGAGGAUUUUGAUAAGAAGCUUUGCAAGAGUGACAUGGAUACGGUUAAACAUAUGAGUGACGAGGGGAAGGACUGGAUUCAAAUAGCCAAGGAAAUGGGAUGUAAGCCAUUAAAAGUGUUUGCAGAGUAUCUUCGGUUGAAUAGCAUAUCUACACCGAAGAUGUGGAGUUUGGAGGAGGAUAGGCUCCUAGAGAAAGGCGUAGAGAAGUACGGGCUCUCGAAGUGGAGAUAUGUGUCGAAAAUAGUUGGUACAAGAACAGGAAAGGAAUGUGCUAUGAGGUUUUAUUUCCUCAACAAGAAUGUCCAAAAAGGAAAAUGGACUAAAGAUGAGAAGGAAAGACUCUUUGAGGGAGUGGAGAUAUAUGGAGAGGGGGAUUGGCGGGGCGUAAGCACGCAUGUGAUGACAAGGAAUCCUAUCCAAUGCAGAUCCAAAUACGUAGCUGAAACAAGAAAGAUAAAUAAAUAG
Messenger RNA from Encephalitozoon romaleae SJ-2008, 774 nucleotides. Its product is annotated as MYB-like transcription factor. Lineage: Eukaryota; Fungi; Microsporidia; Unikaryonidae. The coding region runs from base 1 to 774 and encodes 257 amino acids. The transcript has a single exon. The record is from RefSeq and is a predicted model, not a curated record.